GCGGCUGUUUCUUCCCACUUUCCCACCCACCACCGCCGCUUCUCUCCAACAGACGGGAACCCCAACCCAUCGCCAUGGCGUCGCGGAUCCUGGCCCGAUCCAAGGCCCUCAACCUCGCCGCCGCCCUCAACCGCGCCGCCGCCGACGCAGCGCCGCCGAUCGCCGGAGCCCGCGCGCUCUCGUCCCUGCCCCGCUACCCGUCCGCCCCGUCGCCCCAUGCGCUCGGCAAGUUUCUGGGAUAUGAACCAACAUCUCACCUCAGUGGAGCACAAGUUUUACCUCGUUGGUUUUCCUCUCUAGCAUCCAAUGGAUCCCAGAUGCAGAAGUCACAGAUCUCUGAGACAUACAAGUCAAGUGAGGAAGCCACACCAAAGGUUAUGGCCUUCAGCCCGCUAGAAGCAGCUAUCGCUAAACCUAGAAGUAGUCCCCUGACAAGUGAGAGUUCUAAAGUAAGGCGAUCAGAGAUGGCAAGCAAAAUCACCUUUUACAUGAUCCCAGCUAUGCUUCUUGUCUCCAAGAACAGCAUAAGUACCUCUCUUAUGGUCGGCGCGGUGUUCCAUCAAGUAUACAUGUUCCACAAGGAGAUUCUUCUGGACUACGUGCACCAUGAUAUCACCAGAAAGUGGGCUUUGAUAUACUUGAAGCUGCUUUUGCUGGUGAUGGCGAAGGACACCAUCAUGUACUUUAAUCUGUUUUAAGCUCAUCGUGUUAGUUUCUCAAAUAUCCAGCAAUGCAUCCGUCUGUACACUCAGAGAAUAAUGAAGAUGGACGAAUUCUGGAGCUCUGGUUCUUGUAUUCCCCCUCAUGAACUUGCUUUUUGCCAUCUUUUUCUGCUGCAAGUAUCUUUCCUGUUAAGUUUAUCAGCUUGGAAGGAAGGGAUUGAUUGGUGACCAGUCAGAUGAUAUCCCUGAUUCUGCACCUCCGUUUGUAAUAAUGGUUAAUAUCAAUCGUGCAACUAAAUAUUUACUUUUGUUUUGCUAGCCUGUUUAAGUCUCAACAGGUUUAUGCCCCAUGCUUGUCAUCAUAACAUGGAUUGCCCUGCCUGUUUCCUUC
Messenger RNA from Sorghum bicolor (sorghum), 1053 nucleotides. RefSeq names its product succinate dehydrogenase subunit 4, mitochondrial. The transcript is spliced from 3 exons. Gene Ontology annotation, cellular component: mitochondrial inner membrane. The coding region runs from base 75 to 698 and encodes 207 amino acids. Gene Ontology annotation, biological process: tricarboxylic acid cycle; mitochondrial electron transport, succinate to ubiquinone. The record is from RefSeq and is a predicted model, not a curated record. Lineage: Eukaryota; Viridiplantae; Streptophyta; Magnoliopsida; Poales; Poaceae.